UCGGACGGCUCCGUCCCUCUCGUCGGCAAGCAGAGCAACGACGAGGUUCAACGGACGACGUCGGCAGGCAGAGCAGCUGCGAAACUCUGGUCUUCGGCCUUCCCUAUUCAACGCAGCAGCCACCAUUAUACAGAUUGGGAAUUUCACUGCCACAUGAACUAAUUUUACUCAACAGGGCGCCACUUAUGCACUUUGCGUUUGGACCCAAAUAUUGGAAAAAUGCUUCUGAUGGGUUCCUUCUUCCGAUGCCUAAACCCUGCACUGACAAUUGCUGCUGCUCUUGCAUAUCGAGACCCAUUUGUCCUUCCUAUAAAUAAGAAAGAGGAAGCAGAUGCUGCGAAAAGAUCCUUCGCUGGUGAUUCUUGCAGUGACCAUAUUGCACUUCUCAAAGCUUAUGAAGGAUGGAAAGAUGCUAAGCGUCAGCUCUGUUUGACUCCACCCCUGUUCCGGCAAGCAACGCAGCAGCUAUGGUGGAGCUACCUCUCGUCUCUGGUUUUCCCUGUUUCUCUGGUGUAGCGCGGCGGCAGUUCGAGCGGCCGUCUCUGGCGGGUGAGUUAGAACCGUGAAAGUCUCCCCUGUUCUUCGCGGCGGAAAUGGAGGAUUCCGAAGGCAGGUUUGAGACCUCCUCCGGCGUUUUCCCGUUCGUGAAGCAGCCCUUCGGCAAGUGGAGCUUCCGGCGGUGGCAAUUCAACGGUGGUUGGUGGAUGGGUGUAGCGUAAUGGUGGCUGCAAAAUUGGGUGGGGUUGUGAAAUUACCCAAUUGUCCAUGGUCUUAACACUAGUUAGAGUCAAAUUUGACCGGGGGACAAAAUUGACUAAGAUUUAAGACUAUUAAGGACCCAAUUAACUAAAAUUGACUUAGUGGGACCACAUUGCAGAUCGGGCAACAUUUGAGGGACUAAAAGUGCGAUUUUCCCUUUUAAAAAUUUAUAAUUGAAUAUAUAUAAUUAUUUCAAUUUAUGUUUACAUCUACCGAUAUUUAUGA
Molecule: messenger RNA, 984 nt
Organism: Ipomoea triloba (trilobed morning glory)
Lineage: Eukaryota; Viridiplantae; Streptophyta; Magnoliopsida; Solanales; Convolvulaceae
Product: DExH-box ATP-dependent RNA helicase DExH1-like
Exons: 2
Coding region: 220-516 (98 amino acids)
Cellular component (GO): intracellular anatomical structure; nucleus
Molecular function (GO): RNA binding
Source: RefSeq, a predicted model, not a curated record